Solanum stenotomum is the source of this 938-nucleotide messenger RNA. Its product is annotated as small heat shock protein, chloroplastic-like. The transcript is spliced from 3 exons. Gene Ontology annotation, biological process: response to heat. NCBI's taxonomy places the organism in Eukaryota, Viridiplantae, Streptophyta, Magnoliopsida, Solanales, Solanaceae. The coding region runs from base 191 to 868 and encodes 225 amino acids. The record is from RefSeq and is a predicted model, not a curated record.
UAUUUUUGCCAAUAUUCUUUUUUUUUUUAACCAAUCCAAGAGAAUUUAAAGAAGUUCUAGAGAAGUCUAGUAACAAGCCAUUUAGUAUUUCCAGAUUAUUCUCCUCUACCCUUUAUAUUUUCAUCACUCACAUUUGCUCUUUAUUCUGAUUUUGAGUUUGAAACUUCAUUUAUCAAAUAUAAAUAUAAACAUGGCUCACUGCUUAUCAAGAUUUCCAAUUUCUCAACCUAUUUCAUUUUCAAACAAUCCAAAAUAUUCCAAUUACUGUCUUCCAAUUUCUAGUAGAAAACAUCAUGGUAAUUAUAAGAAAUUGAAGGUCAUGGUUGUUGAUGAAAGACACAAUCUUGAUCACUUACAAAGACAAAACAAGGCACCUCAACCUAGAAAAAGAUCACCCCAAAUGGCCCCUGUUGGCUUAUGGGAUAGGUUUCCAACAGCAAGGACAGUGCAACAAAUGAUGGACACAAUGGACAGAGUCAUGGAGGACCCUCUUGCUUUUAAUGGAGGUUGGGUUGCAGGGCCAUCGAUCGACGAUGUCGGGUACAAAAGAGGAAGGACACCAUGGGAGAUAAAAGAAAGUGAAGCAGAAUACAAAAUGAGGUUUGACAUGCCAGGAAUGACCAAAGAAGACGUAAAAGUUUGGUUAGAAGAGAAAAUGUUGGUUGUCAAAGCUGAAAAAAUGGUCAAGAAUAAUGGAAAAGAGGAAGAAUGGUCAGCUAAGAGCUAUGGAAAAUAUAAUACAAGAAUUGCUUUGCCUGAGAAUAUUGACUUUGAAAAGAUUAAGGCUGAGGUUAAAGAUGGUGUCUUGUAUAUUACUAUACCUAAGGCUAGUAGUAAUCCCAAAGUUUUUGACAUUAAUGUUCAAUGAACAAUUUUGAUGUAUUGAUCCCAAGUUCAAUUUCCUCUUUGGUAAAUUGAAAUUCCUCUUUUCAAUUUUA